AUGGGGAAAAUCGACUCAGCAAGCCUCGCGCAUUUCCCCAUUCGGGAUAAAGCCGAUAAUCUACGUCAUAAACCUGUUAUUCACCUUAUACUUAAGCCUUACAUUGCGAUUAAUAGGGACUACCCUGUGCGCCGUAAAGUGUUUGAACAAGCUUUUUGUGGCACAAUUAUGAGAUUGUCGGCAACAAGGCUUGUUUCCCAAUGCCUCCAGAGUCUGAAAAGCGGCAGAUCACUUUCCAGUUCCUCCAGAACCCAGCUUCAGCAUGUCUUACGCAGGGGAGGCAACGGCAUACAGUCAGCACGAGCGAUGUCGUCGCUUAUUACCCCAGACAAUAUCCUGAAGAGUCCAUUUCCUGACGAAACCAUUCCAGAUGUCUCUCUGACAGAAUAUCUGUUUUCUUGUUUCAAGGAGCAUGCUGAUAAAACGGCGAUUGUGGAUUUCCCCACUGGUCGCAGUUACAGUUACAGCCAGCUGAAAGCGUUGGUUAUCCGUGUGGCCAGUGCUCUCAAUAAGCGUGGAUUCAAGAAGGGAGAUGUCAUCGCUGUCUUCAGCCCCAACCUUCCUGAGUACUCCAUUCUCAUCAUGGCCGCUGCAACACUUGGAGUUGUCUUAUCACCAGCCAACCCACUGUACACCCCCCCUGAACUUGCUCGUCAUCUUCAACUAUCAGGCUCGAAGGCACUGGUGUCAAUCGAACUCUUGCUACCAACCAUCACCGCUGUGUUUGACAUACAUCCUGAGACCAAGGAACAGAUUAAAGAAGUGUUUGUGUUUGGGGAGGCUGAUAACUGUGUACCCUUUAGCUUGUUAAUGCAAGAUGAUGGCAAAGCAUUCCCGGAGAAUGUUGACAUCAAUCCCUCAGAAGACACACUGGUUUUGCCAUUCUCCAGCGGAACUACUGGUCUACCGAAGGGUGUCAUGUUGACUCACCGAAACUGUGUGGCAAACCUUAAACAGAUCAAAAGUCCUAUGGAGGUUGUGGAUGACGACGUACUCCUGGGGAUCCUGCCUUUCUAUCAUAUUUAUGGCAUGGUACCAGUCCAGUUUGGUGCCCUCCAGAUCGGAUCCACUCUCAUCACCCUGCCUCGCUUUGAUCCAGAAAUGUUCAUUAAUUCAAUAUAUAAAUCCAAAGUGAGUGUUCUACACAUCGUUCCUCCCAUCAUCUUGUUCCUGUUGAAAUUCCCCAGCAUCACGAAGGAACAACUAAAAAGUGUCAGGUAUAUCAUAUCUGGGGCCGCUCCUCUCGGAGAAGCACUGACUAAGGAGUUUACAGAGAAGUUCGAUAUUCCCAUCUACCAAGGUUAUGGACUGACAGAAUCAUCUCCUGUGAUCUGUGCCGACUCACCACCUGGAAUCCCUGGCACCAUCGGUCACUGUAUUUCAAACACUGAAGCUAAGAUUAAGUGUGUGGACACUGGGAAAACACUUGGUGUCGGUGAGUUUGGCGAGUUCUGUGCCAGGGGUCCACAGAUGAUGAAAGGGUACCUGAAUGACCCGGAAGCCACAAGCAAAAUGUUGGACAAGGAUGGCUGGUUGCAAACAGGUGAUUUGGGUUACUAUAAUGAAAACGGUACUGUCGUUAUCGAAGAUCGACUGAAAGAACUGAUCAAGUACAAAGGAUAUCAGGUUCCACCAGCAGAGCUUGAAAAUCUCCUCCUGACCCACCCGGCUGUGCAAGACUGUGCUGUGAUUGGAAUCCCCGACGUGGAGGCGGGAGAGCUGCCCAGAGCCUACGUGGUCCUCAAGGAAGAUACCAAGCUGCACGAGAUAGAUGUCAUCCAGUUCGUUCAAGAUCACGUGUCCCCAUACAAAAGACUACGAGGUGGUGUGGAGUUUGUAGAUGAAAUUCCCAAAUCUGUCAGUGGCAAGAUCCUUCGAAGAGUUCUCAAGGCGCAGAUUUUGAGCAGGCCCUAAAAUUAUACAACUUCACCAAACAGUGAAACCUUCUUAAUUCACACACUGGCCUAAUUAAUAAAUUCUAUACUACAGAAUAGUGUGUGAAUAGUCACCUCAUAAACAAUGAAAAUCCGAGUGGAAUAUACAAAUAACAUAUUGUUUUGUUUGUAAACUAUUAUCCUUAAAGGUGUGCUAUCAAAGUUGCAUAAUUAAUAAGGCUGCUUGUAAAAAGUAUUUAUUAAAUUAUUCGAGAGGAGUGGUCAAUGUAAAGAUUAUACCUUCAAAUACAUGCCCAUAACAAAUUACAAUCAAAUAAUUUUAAUUAUAAAUAAAAAAAUUAAAUUUUGUUUGAAAAAAUCUAUAGACUGACCAACAGGUCAAUAAAAUGCAUGACAUCACAGGUUUACUUGUAUAUAUUUUGUGUCAAUGCCUAGAAUACAGUGUGACCAAUUAAAAAGAAAAUGGAGGCCAACAUACCAAGGAGAGAGAUGCUGAAAGCCUUUACGGGUUCAGCCAGAAAAGAUUAUAUUGAUUUUUAGUGUACUUUCUCUUUUAUUUUUAGUGUACUUUCCUUUUUAGCGUCCAACGCCAUAUUACCGUAAUUAAAAUGUGUUGAGUGCAUCGUUAAAUAAAACAUUCCUUCCUUCUCUUUUUAACAAGCAUUCUUAGAAAAACCACUGUUUAUUCAUUGUAGCAUCACUAUACACAUUUGAUAUUUUCGAGUUAAUUAUGCAAAGAUAAUAUAAGU
Messenger RNA from Gigantopelta aegis, 2644 nucleotides. RefSeq names its product 4-coumarate--CoA ligase 5-like. The record is from RefSeq and is a predicted model, not a curated record. Bases 1 to 1914 code for a protein of 637 amino acids. The transcript is spliced from 11 exons. NCBI's taxonomy places the organism in Eukaryota, Metazoa, Mollusca, Gastropoda, Neomphalida, Peltospiridae. Gene Ontology annotation, molecular function: CoA-ligase activity.